Molecule: messenger RNA, 936 nt
Organism: Salvia splendens (bonfire salvia)
Lineage: Eukaryota; Viridiplantae; Streptophyta; Magnoliopsida; Lamiales; Lamiaceae
Product: probable carboxylesterase 9
Exons: 2
Coding region: 1-936 (311 amino acids)
Molecular function (GO): hydrolase activity
Source: RefSeq, a predicted model, not a curated record
AUGUCGAAAUUCAACCCUUACGAUCACCUCAAUGUGUCUCUAAACGAAGACGGGACGCUAACUCGGUACGUGAAGCUCCCGGCGGCGCCUCCCAACAGCGACCCGAGCGAGGCCGUGCUGAGCAAGGAUGUGACGCUGAGCGCGGAGAAUAAGACGUGGAUGCGGCUGUACAGGCCCUCGAAGAUCUCCCCCGGCGCCCGCCUCCCCGUGAUACUAUACUUCCACCCGGGCGGGUGGAUCCAGAUGAGCGUCGCCGAGAGCAUCAUCCAUGAGUUCAGCUACCGCAUGGCCGCCGAGAUCCCUUCCAUAAUCGUUGCGGUCGACUUCCGCCUUGCCCCCGAGCACAGGCUCCCCGCGCAGUACGAGGACGCCAUGGACGCCGUUACUUGGGUCCAGAAACAGGCCGGCGACGGCGACGGCGAACCUUGGAUCAAAGACUAUGGAGAUCUCAAUAGGUGUUACCUCUACGGCGUGAGCUGCGGCGCAAACAUCGUGUAUAACACAGCGCUGCGGCUGCGGGAGAUGAAGCCGCAGCCGCUGAAGAUCGCAGGGACGAUUCUGAACCAGCCGUUCAUCGGCGGGAAGAAUCGGACGAAGAGCGAGCUGAAUCUGGCGACGGAUCCGUAUUUCCCGCUGCCAGUGAUCGACCUGCUGUGGGAGCUGGCGCUGCCGGUGGGGACGGACCGGGACCACCGCUUCUGCAACCCGCUGGUGGACGCGGCGAUGAAGGAGAAGGUGAGGAGCCUGGGGCGGUGCUUGGUCAUCGGAUUCGGCGGCGAUCCGCUGGUGGACCGGCAGCAGGAGCUGGUGCGGAUGCUGGUGGAGCGCGGGGUGCAGGUCGAGGCGCGUUUCGACGACAUCGGGUUCCAUAACAUUGAUCUCAUCGACAAGCGGAGGGCUUUGGCCAUUCUUAAUUUUAUUAAGGAAUUUGUAUGA